AUGAGAAACUUAGUUGUUCUAAAUAGAGGUUUUAUCUCACCGGAAUCAAGAACUUAUCCAGAUUUACAUGUUAUUGAUUCUACAUUUGAUAUAGUUUCUGAUUCCAUUACAUUUAUAUUAUCAUCCGAAGAAUCUGAAUUAAUUGAAGUACAACAAUUUAACAAAACAGGAAAUGUAUCAAUACUAGCUAGUUUUCCAAUUAAAUCAAAAUUAUUAAAUACCAUACAUUUUGUAGACUCUUUUCAACUAGUUUUUGUUUUUGAAAAUGGGGAUAUUGUCACGGCCACUUAUGAUCCUCAAUCACCUUUAGAAUAUGAUGCAACAAUUAUUGAAAUAGUAGGUACCAUUGAUAUUGGAAUUAAAGCUGCAACUUGGUCAAUUGAUGAAGAAACCUUGAGUAUAAUUACAAAUGAAAAUACAUUGGUACUAUUAUCGAGAGUAUUUGAACCAUUUUGCGAGAAGGUAUUAGAUCCAAGUGACAUUAAAAUAACGGAUUCCAAGCAUGUAUCAGUUGGUUGGGGUAAGAAAGAAACUCAAUUUAAAGGAAAAGGUUUCAAGGCAUUAGAAAGAGAAAGAGAAGCAUUAAAACAUGGUGGUUUAAAUGAUAAGGUUGAAGAGUUGAGAGAUCCAACAGUUAAUGAAAUUGAAAGAGGUACUAUAUCCAAUUUUGAUAAUCAUAGUGUUAACAUCAGUUGGAGAGGUGAUUCUGAAUUUUUUGCAAUUUCAACAAUUGAACCCGUUUUAGUUGAAGAUACUGGUGAUAUGUAUGACAGAAGAGUUAUAAGAGUUUUUAAUAGAGAAGGUGAAUUAGAUUCUGUAAAUGAAGCUGUAGAUGGUUUAGAACAUACGUUAAGUUGGAAGCCACAAGGUGCUUUAAUUGCAUCUACUCAAAGACAUACUGAAAUCGAAAAUGGUGAAGAAUUUGAAGCAUUAGAUUUAGUAUUUUAUGAAAGAAAUGGAUUAAGACAUGGCGAAUUUAACACUAGAUUAAACCCAGAAAAGGAAGUUAUUCAAUCUGUAACUUGGUCUUGUGAUAGUGAAAUUUUAUUACUUCAAUUAGUAAAUAGAGUUCAGUUAUGGACUAGAAAGAAUUAUCAUUGGUAUUUAAAACAAGAAAUUUAUGCUGAUGAUAUACGAUUCACUAAAUUCCAUCCUGAAAAACCAUUAAAUUUAAUGAUUGGUACAAAUUCAAAUAUUCAAGUUAUUGAUUUAUCUUAUAAUGUAGUUACUGGUCCUACUCAAUCUGGUGAUGAUGUUGGUAUGACUUUGGUCACUGAUGGUUCAACUGCUAAAAUAACCCCUUUAUCAACAGCUAAUGUCCCACCUCCAAUGAGUUUUCGUGAAGUUGAUAUAAAAGGAAACAUAACUGACUUGGCCGUAAGUAAAUCAAAUACGAAAUAUGCUAUGAUUUCAAGUGAGAAUGAUAUUUACUUUAGUGCAAUUUCAAUUGAUGAUAUGAAAAAAGGUGAGUCUCCAGAAAUUUUAAGUCUGAUACCAAGUAGUAAAUAUCUUAAUGAUAGUAGUGAAUUUGCUAAACAAAUUGCAUUUAUAAAUGAUUCAUUUUUAGUUGUUCUUGUUGAUUCACCAGUAUAUUCAAGAGCUGUUGUAUUUGAAGUUGAUGAUAUCAAAAAUCCAAAAUUGAAUGAUUCAGUAGAUUUAGUUCCAAAAGCAAUUUUACUUAAAUCAAGAGCAGAUUUUAGAUGUGUAUUUGUUGAACUUGUAGAUAAUAAAAUUGUACAAAUUGAUGCAACACAAGACUUGAAGGAAAUUGUUAGAUUCCCACAAUUAUGUACAGAUGUUGAGGUUUCUUAUAAGGAAGAUACUGAUGAAUAUGAAGCUUUUGGUAUUUCAAAAAAUGGAAAAUUAUAUUGUAAUGAGGAUCAAGUCGUAAGUGGUGUAACUUCAUUGAAAAUUACUGAAAGUCAUUUAUUAUUCACAACAGUUCAAUCAAAAUUAUGCUUUAUUCAUUUAAAUUCUUCUCAUGAAGAUUACAAAGUUUUUCAAAAUUUAUCAAAUAAAGAUAUAGUUGAUGAAAGAAUUAGGCAAGUUGAAAGAGGUUCAAUCUUAAUUAAUACAAUGCCAACUAAAUACUCAGUUGUUUUGGAAGCUCCAAGAGGUAAUUUAGAAACUAUAUGUCCAAGAAUAAUGGUUUUAUCUGCGAUUAGAAAACAUAUCAAGGCUAAAGAAUAUAAAGAUGCUUUUAUUGUUUGUCGUGCUCAUAGAAUUGAUUUGGAUAUCUUACAUGAUUAUGAUCCAGAAUUAUUUUUCAAUAAUAUUGAAUUGUUUGUUAAUCAAGUUGGUAAAAUAGAGUACCUUGAUUUAUUUGUAUCAUGUUUACAUGAAGAAGAUGUAACAUUAACUAAAUAUAAAGAAACAUUAUUAGAUGCUGGUGUCAAUGAAUCAGAACUUAAAAAAGAAGGUGAUACUUUACAACCAGCAUUUAGUAAAAGAAUAAGACAUAAAAAGGUAGAGACAUUUAAGAAUUUUUCAGAUUCAAAAGUUAAUAGAAUUUGUGAAGCUCUACUUGCUGUAUUAUUAAAACCACAAUAUUUUGACAAAUAUAUUCAAACUAUUUUAACUGCUUAUGCUUGUGAAAAACCACCAAAUUUGACAGCAUCAUUAUAUUUAAUAAGUGAAUUUAAAGAUCAAGAACAAAAAGAAAGUGCAAUUACACAUUUAUGUUUCUUACAAGAUGUAUUAGAAUUAUAUAAUACAUGUUUGGGUUUGUAUGAUGUCAAAUUGACUUUGUUGAUUGCUCAACAAUCACAAAUGGAUCCAAAAGAAUACUUACCAUUUCUACAAAACUUGCAUGUUCAACCAGAUUUAAAACGUAAAUUUUUAAUUGAUAAUCAUUUGAAGAAACAUGAAAAUGCAUUACAAUGGUUACAUGAACAAGGUCAAGAUUCACAUGAGACAUUUGAUGAUUAUGUCGUUACACAUGAUUUAUUUAAAGCUGCUUUGAAAAUUUAUGAUUAUUCUGGUGAUAAAAAGAGAACUAAUGAUAUUUUAAAAUUAUAUGCGGAACAUUUACAUGAAUUAAAGAAUUUCAGUGAAGCUGCAAUUACUUUUGAAUAUUUGGAAGAUUAUCCAAAUGCGUUGGAAAACUAUGUAACUGCAAAGAAAUGGAAACAAGCAUUAUCAAUAGUUGAAAAAUCAUCAACUUUAAAAGAAAAAUUAACUGAUGUUGCAGAAAGAUUAGUUUCAUCAUUAACUGACGAUCAUAAAUAUAGUGAUGCUGCAGAAAUAGAAUAUAAUUUCCUUGGUAAUGUUGAAGAAGCCAUUAAAUUAUAUUGUAAACAAUAUUGGUAUGAUCAAGCCAUUUUGUCAGCUGAAAAAUCAGGUAAGUCUGAAUUAAUAGAAUCGAUAAUUGAUGUACAAUUAGGUGAAGGUUUUGGUACAAUUGCUGAAUUAUUAGCUGAUUGUAAAGGACAAAUGAAUUCACAAUUAAGAAGAAUACGAGAAUUAAGAACUAAAAAACAAGAAGAUCCAUUUGCAUUUUAUGGAACUUCUGAUGAUUUAGAUACACCAGAUAAUGUUUCUGUUGCAGCAUCUGAAACAUCAACCACACCAUCAUUUUUCACUAGAUAUACUGGUAAAACUGCAGGCACUGCAAAAACAGGAGCAUCAAGAAGAACAUCAAAAAAUAGAAAAAGAGAAGAAAGAAAAAAAGCAAAAGGAAGAAAAGGUACUAUAUAUGAAGAAGAAUAUUUAAUUAGAUCAGUUUGUAGGUUAGUAGAAAGAUUAGAUCAAACUGAAUCUGAUGCAGUAAAACUAAUAGAAGGUUUAUUAAGAAGAAAAAUGAAACAACAAGCUUAUCAAAUUCAAAAAAACUGGUGUGAACUAAUUGAUUUUAUAAAAGAGAAUGUUGAUGAGAUUCACAAUAUAAGUGAAAAAGAUCGUGAAAGAAUAGAUGAUAAUGGUGAUGUUUAUUUAAUGGAUGAAAUACCAAAACCAAAAAUUAAUGAUUUCCCAAGAUUUAGCAUACUUGAUUAUUAA
Messenger RNA from Insectozyma verbasci, 3996 nucleotides. The record is from the annotation of a GenBank genome assembly. NCBI's taxonomy places the organism in Eukaryota, Fungi, Ascomycota, Pichiomycetes, Serinales, Debaryomycetaceae.